UUGUUUUUUUUCUUUUUUAGGCGCGAUGGAAGAGCGAUACCCGACAUACAAGAGUUAUCCUCCUGUGCCCAACUGGUACUCUUCCUGUAUCACAGCUAUCAUUGAGCCUCACUUUUUUUUAUAUGCAACCCGAAACUGUAUUGUUAUCCUUGGUCUUUGGGAUCUCAGAUAUUUCGGCUCAUUUACUGUUUCGACCGAGAAAGUAACAGCUAUAGCAGCGCAUGAGACAUUCUGUUUUACAGCAGGCGUAGAUAAAACUGUCAGAGUAUGGAAUGUCUUGUUGGGUUCUUUAUUGACAAGCUAUACUGAACACAAGGCAGAAAUCACUGCCCUUAAAUUGAUAGGAAAUGGUACAAUGGUUGUCUCGACUGAUAAGUCAGGUCUUGUGGUGAUAGCAGAUCCAUUCAACAAUAAAAAGCAUAGUCAGCAUAAAGUAAAGUCAGAAAUCACUAGUUUAGCAACCACUACCUACGACCAAGCGAAUUAUUUGGCUAUAGGGUAUGCCAAUGGCAUGAUUUUUAUCGAGAAACUCGAAUCUGAUUUAUCUACAACAACUGUCUGCCAAAUAGCCAGUGACAAUGAUUCCAUUCAAUCUUUGGAUUGGCAAAAGACAACAGAGGCAUGGCCAUUAUUAGCCACAAGCACAAAGCGUAAGAGACAUGUGAGUAUAUGGCACAUUCCUUCUCAGUCUGAAUGGACCUCUAUUCGACUCCCCAAUCCACCUGCACAAGCAACUGAACAACAGAAAUCCACUGUCUGGAUUGAAUUGGCUUGGUCACCUCAUGAACAACACAAGCUCUUUUUUAGUUCGUUUAUCGGAUCCAUUGUCUGUUUUGAUCUUUCAUCGAAAUCACCUAAACUAUGCAACCAUGAACGACUUGAGAAACACAGUAGGAAUGUAUUUACAAUCAAUUGGUUUAAUCAUGGCAAAAACUGUAUUACCACUUCAUUGGACAAACAAAUCAUUCGAUGGGACGUGAAAAAGAAGAGUUGUCUACAGAGUCUCAAGACACAGGCUGGUUUCCCUUAUGCUAUGGACUCACCUGCUUGGAAUCCUGAUCAACUGGUGGUUGGUAUGGGUGAUAAUGCAAUCAAAUUAUGGCGUUUCGCAGACACACAGACAGUCAUGAAGUCUAAUAAGCAUGAUUAUUAUGAAGCUACUGUCUUGUGGAAGGGGUUGCAAGGCAAAAUAGAAAAGGUGCAAUGCCAUUCUACAAAAGAAGGCCUUGUUGCUUAUAGUAAUGAAUAUGGACAUGUGGGACUCUACGAUACACUUGAUCUUCGCCGUAUACCUUGCAAGACUUACCAUAGAUCUCAAGGAGCACCCUUUAUUGCAUGGGGACCAGACAUGAGUGAAGUAUUAGAAAACAAUAUGAAAGACACCCUUUUCUCCUGUGGUGGAGAUGGCAUACUUCAUGUCUAUGAUGCAAACAGUCCACAAGCACCUCCUGUCCAGUUAAACCAAAGACUACAGGAAAAGAACCUUGCAUGGUUUACUAGUCUUACAUCCAUUAAAACUAAUCGAUAUUCACUCAAGAUAGACAAAAAGGCACAGUAUUUAGCACUUGGACAUACAAAUGGUUUUGUGGAAGUGUAUUCUCUUCAGACCCUUAAAAUAAUGUACGUAUCAAAUUAUCACCGAGAACUUGUAAGAGCAUUGGAUUUCAAGUAUAUCAAUGAUACAGUGCUUUUAGCUUCUGGCUGUGAUGCAGGAGAUAUUGCUAUUCAUGACAUUGGAUCUAUCAAAGAACCUAUUCCAGAUGUCCCUGUAUUUCAUUCUGAAGUGAUGUAUAGUCUAAAAGGACACAAAAAGGGGAUCCGAGUAUUGAAGUGGAGCAACCAUUAUGAUAAAGCUUUUCUUGCCUCUGGAUCUGAUGAUAGUUUUGUGGUUGUAUGGCAUGAAGACAAACCCAUUUCUUCAUUUGAUAGACACCGUAAUCGAAUCUUGUCUAUCUGCUGGAGUCCUCUAGACCAUGAUAUCUUGUUUACAGGAAGUGAAGACCGAUUUAUUUAUGAGUGGAACAAGCAUGAUUUCCCAUGUACAGAACCUUUGAAUGCCAUCAAAAAUCUGUACGAUAAAGAAAAGGCCAUCUUGAGUCAGAACAACAAACGCAAAACUGAAGCUGUCCCUGCUGCCAAUGUAAAGAAACCAAAAAAAUUAGUGGCUUCAAACGAAGAAACAGAUCCUCGGUUAAAUAGCAUGUUACUCUCUCAAGAAUCUGAGAAAUCAACCAGUCGGUUAAGAAAAGAACAGUACUGUCUUAUUUUGGCUGAUUCAUUGAUUGAAGGCAAAAUCAAACAAGCAAUACAUGAGCUAAAAGGCAAGUAUUUGACAGAAGAACAAAAAAAGGAUGCUACUGUCUCGAGAUACAUGGACUUUUUGGAUGAAAAACAACAAAGUUCGACAGUUCAUGAAAAUAUUCAUGAACUGUUUUAUGGUGACAAGAAUGAUAUUCGUCGUCUCAUUGAACUUGAAGUCAAAGCAAUACAUCAGAAAGAAACAAGUUCAAGCACAGAGCCUAGUUAUGGUGUCCAUAACAAUGUCAAGUAUGAUUUUGAUAUCAAAUUGGCCAUGGAUAUAAUGCAAUGUCAAUUCAGUAUGUUUGAAUCGCACCAACUCGAUCAAAAUGCAAAUAGUUGCUUAACAGACUGGAUUGUGCUUGCCAUGAGCCCUAUGGUUGGAAAACAGACAUGGAUAGAUUUGAUGUUAAAACAAGCUCAAAAACUAGAAGGGUUUAAACAAUACCAUUUAGCAGCAUCAUGUUACAUUGCUUCUUCACAUGUGUAUGAAGCUAUUGAACUCUAUCGACGUCAUCAUAUGUUUCGAGAAGCCAUUGCUUUAGCCAAAAUAAGGUUACCUCCUCAAGACCCUAUUGUGUCCAGUUUGUUUGCAGACUGGGCAAAUGAAUUGCAGAAAGGAGACCAAGAUACUUUGACAGCUAUUUGGUAAAUUCUUGUUCUUGAUGUAUAUGGGCUAACAAGGGCUUUAGUUAUUUAUUAUCAAAGACAAAGGGCUCAAUCAGUAAUGCUAUUAAUGCAUUAGCUCGUAGUCGUAAAGAAUCUUCAUUGUUUUAUGCAACUUGUUUAGCUAUAGCAGCAAAUGAAGCGACCAAAGCACAAAGAAUAGAGCAUUGGUUAAGUAAACUGAAUGAACGGUUAAGUAACAAGACAAAAGCUAUGUAAAUAUCAAAACCAGUCGGCAUGUCAGAAUAAAGCCAAUUGAUGCUAAAUGACAUAUUUUGCUUGAAUUUGAUUGAAUGAGAGGAGUAUAAAAUUUUUGAUGGUUGAUGAGAUGAAAUCUAAAUCUUUUCUUUCUUUCUUUCUUUUUAAUAUCAUGAUGGAAGUUCCAACUCAAGUGGGUUCUCCUAUCCCAGCCCAUACACCUC
Gilbertella persicaria is the source of this 3386-nucleotide messenger RNA. RefSeq names its product quinon protein alcohol dehydrogenase-like superfamily. The transcript is spliced from 7 exons. The record is from RefSeq and is a predicted model, not a curated record. Lineage: Eukaryota; Fungi; Mucoromycota; Mucoromycetes; Mucorales; Choanephoraceae. The coding region runs from base 26 to 2950 and encodes 974 amino acids. Gene Ontology annotation, molecular function: protein binding.